CCCCCCCCCCCCCUUCGUCGCCAUGGAAGCCCUCACCCCCAACACUGCUGCCUUUCUCGACUCGCUCACCUAUGAUGCAAUCAAGACCGAGCCUGAAAUCGUUUCAAUGCCACCCUCCACCUUUUUCCCAGUCCCAGGCCGCGACACUCCAGAGGAUUCGUCGCCCGACUCUGUGGCUCCCAAGCACAUGAAUCUCGUAGUCUCAGACGAUUCUGACAACGAGCAGGGUAAUGGCAUCAGCCACAAGCGCAAGGCUUCUGGCGCUCACGCUGCACACGUCGACGAUGAUGGAGACGAAUCCCUUUCCGACACGGCCCACGAUGAUAAGCGUCAGCACAAUGACAAGAAAUCGGGCGGCCCUCGCAAGUCCACGGACACCAAGAAGGGAGAGAAGGGAGGCAAGGACACAGCCACGACCAAGGCGCAGCGGCGUAAAGAGCAGAAUCGUGCCGCCCAAAAGGCCUUCCGAGAGCGCCGUGAGGCAAAAGUUCGAGACUUGGAGCAGAAGGUAGCGGAGCUCGAGGCCAAGUCGUUUGGUGCCUCCGUCGAGAACGAGAACCUGCGCAACAUCCUCAAGAGGCUACAGGAGGAGAAUGUUGCCUUGAAGCAGGCUUCAUUUACCUUCUCUAUGCCAGUAAAUGGCCAGGCCUCGAACGGGCAACAGACCCCGACGCAGCCGGCAUCUGUCAAUGGUACGACCACCAACGGGGCUACCAAUGGCCAGUCUGCCCCCCCCGGCAUUGACUGGUCCCAAUUUGCGACAUUGAGCAGGAAGCCACCUUCUCCCCCUCACAGCGUAUCCAACGACAGUUUGCGGAGCAUCAAUGACCCAUCCCCUCAACUACCCCACCGCAACUCGAGUGGGUCGGGGGCUAGUCCCGAGUCUCUGUUCUCGCUGGGGCCCAGUCCCGACAACAGGAUGCCUAGUCUGUUCAGCGCCAGUAGCAAUGCGGCAAACAACGCCGCUGCCCAGACUGCAUUCCAAGAGGCGCUCAAGCGGCAGAACAGCAACGCUAGUCCGAACGAGCAGCUGUCGACGCCAAGCUCAAUUGGUGGCUCCAACAAGGAGGACGUCGAGGCCCUCUUCCGGAGCUUCUACCCCAACGGCAUCGACAAUGUGCUUGCCAACAUAAGCAAUGCCACCGGCAUCUCGCCUAGCAUCAACAGUCUACCCAACAUGCAGACACAGAUGCCGCAGUAUACAUUCUUGACUCAAACACCCGGUUUGACAUCGCAGGCGGACACCUCGUCAAACGCGUUCGCCAAGCUCUUCGGUGACGCCACCUCGUACCGCGACCCCUCGAACGGCGCCACCACAAGCAACCAGACCUCGAAUGUCAACACCUCGUCCAACAACUUCUCGAGCCUCGCCAACCAGUCGCAGUGGGCCGACCUCACCGACAACAGCGUCAAUGACUUCCUCAAUUCACUUGCUGGCAGCAGCAAGAAUGUCGAUCCUUCUGAUCUCACAGGAGGAGCGGAUGAUGAGGCGUUCUCUCGGCAGCUCGAGGCUCUCAUCGCGCAGUCUGGAGGUGUGUCUCCGGAGUCUGCAUUCAACCUCGCUCCCAGCAACGCUUUCAGCCCGACCAAUUACCUCAACAUGUCACCGUCGCCCUUGCGUUCGUUGUCUAGCUCGCAGUCGCCAAGGUCUGGCACAGACGCGACCUCACCCCAGUCGGACAUCAAGAGCCCGAGCUCCAUGGUCAAUGGCGCCAUGUGCGACUCGGGCGUCAUACACGUUCUAUCGGAAGACGGUCGCGUUAUGCGUCCUUCUGAGAUCUGGACACGCAUGGGAAUGCACGACUCUGAUCCUCAGGAUCUGAUGAUUGACGACCUGUGCGAUCAGAUGAAGGAGAAGGCUACUUGUAAAGACGGUGAGUUUCAUACGCCAUCGCCAUCUAAUGACAGGAAAACGGUAUAUGAAGUACGACGACGUCGAGGUGAUGAUGCGCCUGCGGGCCGAGGGCGUGGACGAAGGGACCACAGAGGCUCAGCCUGAGCCGACCACGGCUUCU
Messenger RNA from Cutaneotrichosporon oleaginosum, 2015 nucleotides. RefSeq lists its product as uncharacterized. The record is from RefSeq and is a predicted model, not a curated record. Gene Ontology annotation, cellular component: RNA polymerase II transcription regulator complex. Gene Ontology annotation, molecular function: transcription cis-regulatory region binding; DNA-binding transcription activator activity, RNA polymerase II-specific. Gene Ontology annotation, biological process: regulation of DNA-templated transcription. NCBI's taxonomy places the organism in Eukaryota, Fungi, Basidiomycota, Tremellomycetes, Trichosporonales, Trichosporonaceae.